AUGGCGGCCACAACCACACAAAUUACCCUCAACUGGACGUGGAAACAACGAGACGAGUCCGUCGCGUCGGUCCUCGAGGAGUUGGGAUCUUCAUGGAACAUGGCCACAGAGUUUCCGUCGGAGAUCCAUGUCGAGCUUCUCAAGGCCGGCAAGAUACCAGACCCUUUCUUGGGCUUCAAUGAGCACGAAGUGCAAUGGAUCGGCGAGACCGAGUGGCUAUAUGCCACCACGUUGGACGUACCAGUCGGGGAGCGCAACUGGAAGCAUGCGGAGCUCGUGUUUGACGGUCUUGACACGCUCUGCGACGUCUAUCUGAAUGGAAAGAAAGUGCUGUACGCGGACAACAUGUUUCGCACUUGGACGGUUCCCAUGUCGCGAGACGUCUUGAAAGACACUGGCAACACACUCCUCCUCCACUUCAAGUCUGCGAAGAAGCUCGCGCUUGAGCUCGAGAAGCAGUUUGGGCGUGUCCGAGCCGGAUCCACCAAUCUCGGGCACCCAAGUCGCGUCUAUGUUCGCAAAGCGCAGUACGGUUGGCGCUGGGAUUGGGGACCGGAACUCAUGACAUGCGGCCCGUACCGCCCCAUCUCUCUCAUCACGUACGCUGUGCGCAUCCAGUCCGCCAACACCCGUGCCCAGGUCUCUGCAGCGCCUGCGCUAGCUCCUUCGCUCAAGAUCGAUAUUGCAGUUGCUGGGGACGCUCAAGCCGUCAAGGGCGUGAACGUCGUGCUCAAAGAUACGGAUGGCAAGACUCUUAUCGGAGAAGACAUCACCAGCUUGAACUUCAAGGAAGACCGAGGGUCAAGUCUGAUCAAGGACCUCACUUUCGAUCUGCAGGAUAAGGGCAUACAGCCGUGGUGGCCAGUGGGUUAUGGAGCGCAGACGAUGUACAAUGCGGAAAUUUGUCUUCUAGGCGAGGGCGGGGUGGUUCUCGACAAGGUCGCGAAGAGGAUCGGCUUCCGGAGCGUUGAACUCAUCCAAGAGCUACUCGAGGAGGAGGAUCGUUACGGCAAAGGGACGACGUUCCUCUUUGAGGUCAACGGCGUGCGCAUGUUCAUGGGCGGAUCGAACUGGAUUCCUGCACACAACUUCCUCACCCAACUCACGCCGGAGAAGUACCGCGCGUGGCUUACGCUCAUGCGUGAUGGGAAUCAGAACAUGGUUCGUCUGUGGGGAGGCGGUAUAUACGAGCCUGACGUCUUCUACGACAUCUGUGACGAGUUGGGUAUCCUCGUUUGGCAAGACUUCCAGUUCGCUUGUGGAGUCUAUCCGGCGCACGAUGAGUUCGUAGCAAGCGUGCGUGCGGAAGCGGUCGACAACGUGACUCGCCUCCGUCACCAUCCAUCUAUCGCCAUCUUCUGCGGGAACAACGAAGACUACCAGAUGGUCCUUCAAUGGGGUGACGUAGCAGACCUGCCCGCUCGUCUGCUGUACGAGGAUGUCCUCCCCUCCGUCGUCUCUGAGCUGUGCGACCCGCCCAUCCCGUACCACCGCGGCUCCCCCUAUGGUGGCAAGGGGUGGGACACGGCCGACCCCACCAUCGGCGACGUCCACCAGUGGGAUAUCUGGGGCGGGAAGGAGCUCCCGUGGCAGCAGUAUCCCGACCGCGGUGGCCGUUUCGUGAGCGAGUUCGGGAUUCCCUCGUUCCCGGACAUCAAGACGGUCGACUACUGGCUCAACGGCGAUACGAAUAACCGGUGGGCGCAGUCAAAGGCGAUCGCGCAGCACGAUCGCGCCGGUGGGCACGAGAGACGCUUUGGCAUCGUCAUGAACGAGAACUUCAGGCUGACCACCGACUUGGAGACGCACGUAUACAACACCCAGAUCAUGCAAUCGGAGGCUGUGAGCCUGGCGUAUCGCGCGUGGAAGCGCGAAUGGAGAGGCAAAGGGAAGCAGUUUACUGCGGGCGUUCUUGUUUGGCAGUUGAAUGACUGCUGGCCGGUCAUCUCGUGGGCAAUCGCCGACUUCUUCUUGCGAGCCAAGCCCGUCUACUACACAAUCGCGCGCGAGCUGAAGCCCAUUUCCGUCGCCAUGCUCAGGAUGGUUACGCAGAACCGGGAAAACGACCGGCCUAAGCAGUUUUACGAAUUCGGCGCCUUCCGCUCCGUCUCCGCCAGCCUCGCCGUGUGGGGCACGAACAGCACCCUCGCCCCACGCCGCGUCCGCCUCGAGCUCUCCUUCUUCGACGUCGCCUCCGACUGGACGGCCACCCAGACGCUCGACGCCACGCUGCUCCCGAACCAGACUACCGAACUCCUCGAGCUGCGCGUGCCGGGGCCCAGCGCGCCCAGCGCGCACGCGGUCGACCCGAGCCACAGCGUCGUCGCCGCGGCGCGCCUCGUGGAUGCGGAGACCGGGGAGGUGCUCGCGCGGCACGCGGACUGGCCGCAGCCGUACCGGCUGGUCGAGUUCCCGGACCCGGAGCUCAAGGUCGUCGUCGACGCGGAGGCAGGGCGUGUGCGCGUGGAGGUGGCGCGGCCGGUCAAGGGCUUGUUCCUCACGGCGGACGAGGAGGCCGAGGGUGCGCUCGGGCGGGAUGAGGGCGUGAAGUGGAGCGACAACGCGCUGGACGUCGUCCCGGGAGACCCGAGGGAGAUUGUGGUGAGCGGGCUGAAGGGGAAGGGGGUGAAGGUGCGGGCGGCGUUCAUGGGCUGCGAGAAGGGGCGGGUGGUAUACAGUCAGUAG
Messenger RNA from Epithele typhae, 2685 nucleotides. Its product is annotated as glycoside hydrolase. The record is from RefSeq and is a predicted model, not a curated record. Gene Ontology annotation, molecular function: beta-mannosidase activity. The transcript has 17 exons. Gene Ontology annotation, biological process: carbohydrate metabolic process; glycoprotein catabolic process. NCBI's taxonomy places the organism in Eukaryota, Fungi, Basidiomycota, Agaricomycetes, Polyporales, Epitheliaceae. Bases 1 to 2685 code for a protein of 894 amino acids.